Molecule: messenger RNA, 1489 nt
Organism: Cannabis sativa
Lineage: Eukaryota; Viridiplantae; Streptophyta; Magnoliopsida; Rosales; Cannabaceae
Product: (+)-neomenthol dehydrogenase-like
Exons: 5
Coding region: 354-1265 (303 amino acids)
Cellular component (GO): membrane
Molecular function (GO): oxidoreductase activity, acting on the CH-OH group of donors, NAD or NADP as acceptor
Source: RefSeq, a predicted model, not a curated record
CACUUAUCCUCUGAUGAAGUGACUCUUUGUACUCAAAAUGUAACAUUGACUUAUAAAUGUGCAACUAAGCCGAAAGAAAAACACUUGGCCUUCAAAUUGGCCAGAGAAAAAAGAUUUUGAUCAACAAGCAAGUUUUAGUACUUUAUACGAGGCUAAAUUUUGAAGCCAUUCAUUCAUUCAUCACUAAACGAACCAAAAGAAAAGAAAACUUACAUUUUUUAUUACAAACCCAAGUUUCAUCAACAAUGUCUGGAGCUUCAGAAAGGUUAACAACAUUUGGAGUUCUGCACCAAACAUAUAAUAUACCGCGUCUCUGUUUUUUGUCUACGAUUUUCCUUUUUUAGGCUCUUUUGAUGAAUAAACAUAUUUGCAUGCAUAUGCAUAUUUGCAGAUAUGCAAUUGUAACAGGGGCGAAUAAGGGGAUUGGAGUAGAGAUAGUGAGACAAUUGGCCUUGAAUGGAGUUAUUGUGAUCUUAACAGCAAGAGAUGAGAAAAGGGGCCUUGAAGCUUUGGAGAAACUCAAAGAGAAAGAGAAAAACCUCUCUCACAAAGUGCUUUUUCACCAGCUCGACGUGGCUGAUCCAGCUAGCAUUGUUGCUAUGGUUGAUUUCAUUAAAACACAUUUCGGCAAACUUGAUAUUUUGGUGAACAAUGCAGCCAUUGGUGGAACAGAAGAAGACGUACAUGCAAUUAUAGCUUCUUUAAAUGCUAAGACCCCAAAAGAAGGUGAUAUUAAGAAAACUACUCAAACUUAUGAGUCAGCCAAAGAAUGCAUGCAAAUCAACUAUUAUGGUGCUAAAAAAACUGCUGAAGAGCUUAUUCCCCUUCUCCAGUUAUCCGAUUCGCCACGAAUUGUUAAUGUUUCUUCUACCAUUGGAAAACUAAAGAAUAUAUCAAAUGACUGGGCUAAAGGUGUUCUUAGUGAUGCUGAGAGUCUAACAGAGGAUAGAAUUGAUGAAGUGAUAAGAGAGUUUCUGAAAGAUUUCAAAGAAGGUUCAUUGGAAACCAAAGGCUGGCCUAGUAUUAUGUCCCCAUAUAUUGUCUCAAAAGCAGCCCUUAAUGCCUUCACAAGGGUACUAGCAAAGAAGUACCCCAACUUUAUUAUCAACUGUGUAUGCCCUGGCUUUGUGAAGACAGAGAUAAACUUCAACGCCGGUAUCUUACAGCCUGAAGAAGGCGCUGCGAGUCCAGUAAGGUUAGCAUUGCUUCCAAAUGAUGCACCUUCAGGCCUCUUCUUUGAUCGGUCACAGGUUUCGUCUUUUUGAUUGGAGACACUAAAAACAAUGAAAAACAGUGGAACUUUGAUUAUGCUUGUCUAGUUCACUAUUAAUUAGUAAUCAUGGUAUUCUCUAUGGUUAGUUAUAUAUGUUGUAAAAGAGAACAGCAAUUCAAAUGUUUUAUUGCAUGUUUCAUUAGAUGUAAUGAGCUUGCAACAGAUUGAUGUUGGAACUUUGCUACAAAUUAAAUUUUAUAUGAGAUAUUAUAAUCA